GUCACAAUGAAGUAAACAUAACCUCCAGAUAGUUCAAAUUUAUGUUACAAUCUAUCUCUAUCAAAAUUUAGCAUUUUGCUGAUAAAACCAUGUCAAGUAAUGGAUAAAGGACAUUUGAACGAAAAGUAUGCGAAUUUUAGAGAUGUAAAUGGUAACAAAUUAAGACUGUACAUGAACGAAGUAUCGACGUGUAAACAAAUAUCAAUACUGUCUGACCAAAGAGGUUUAUACAAACAAUCUAUUUUCUUAUUUGCCACUGCCAUUAUUGCUCUCGUUCUGUUAGAAUAUAAUUUAGUUAGAAUUGAAUUAAUAGUAGGAAUAUUGUUUUUUACCAUUAUAUGUUCAUAUUCGAUUUGUACUGCAACUAUCGAGGAAAGUUUAUUAAUAGUCGAAGGAUUGGGAAUUGAAAUUAACAAAAGGAACGCCAUUAGUACAAAGAAACUGUUCUUGCCUAAGGAACGAAUAAAAAUGAUUUUUAUCAAUGAAGUCAUUCUUAGGAGAAAAAUACUGUUCAUAUUAACCAUAUUAUUACGAGAUGUAGAUUGUGAUAAGCUGAUUCCAUUAUUUAUAGAGACUCUACCUGAACUAAAAUUACUUAAAAAUGUAUUAAAUUAUGUACAAUAUAAAAAAUCUGAAGUAAUUGAGUAACAUUAAAAUAUUACAAUAUGACGAUGUAUUACUUUAUUGUAUGAAACUAUAUGAAUCCCCACUGAACUGCCCUCGG
Messenger RNA from Phyllotreta striolata, 724 nucleotides. The record is from the annotation of a GenBank genome assembly. NCBI's taxonomy places the organism in Eukaryota, Metazoa, Arthropoda, Insecta, Coleoptera, Chrysomelidae.